Cucurbitaria berberidis CBS 394.84 is the source of this 816-nucleotide messenger RNA. RefSeq lists its product as uncharacterized. The record is from RefSeq and is a predicted model, not a curated record. The coding region runs from base 130 to 714 and encodes 194 amino acids. Lineage: Eukaryota; Fungi; Ascomycota; Dothideomycetes; Pleosporales; Cucurbitariaceae. The transcript has 4 exons.
AUAAAGUAGCCUCCAUGCUCCGCUUCAGAAGGAAAUCACCAGCAAUCGUUCCAUAUCUCGCUGCAGUACAAUUGCUCCAGGCCGUCAAUCGUUUUACAAUAACCACCACUCAACCCUGUGUUCUCCAAAAUGCUCAAGAACGCUAUUUUGACUCUUUUGGCUUCGGCCUCUCUCGCUGUAGCCUUCCCUGGCGGCACCUCUGAAUACGCAGCGCCGCCCAAGUCGACCGUCGUGUAUCCACCACCUCCUUCCAAGGAGACCAUAUGCUCCUCUAAGUACCUCACCAUUACCAGCGUUGGAGAGGGGAAGACCACGUAUCUAUCCACCAAGACUGUCGUCAUUCCUGUCACCAAUGUUGUUGACAAGCCAACCACGAGUGUAUCGGCAGUCCUCUCCACCAGCACCGGCUACACGACCAAGACCAUCAUCUCUCUCACGACCCAUCUCACGACGAAGACCUACUCCACGGUCACCACUAUCACUAACACUAAAGUGGAGAGCGAUGUCAAGUCAGACACUAAGUGCGAGACAAUCCCGGUUACCUCCGUUGGCACUUCGUACAAGACCAGUGUCGGCACCGUGAAGGAGACAGUCAUCACUACCAAAACAAGCAACUCCAUCUGCACAGAAACUGCGAAGGUUCCGAUCACGUCCGUCUCUACGGAAACAAAGACGGUCUGCACGACCAAGGGUGGAUAUGGCAACGGCUACUGAGCUAUUCAGCUACUUUCCGUGCGGGUGCGUGAAAGCAGCUAGCACAAGGAGCAUGAGUGCUCAGGUAGUAGGCCUGGGACCGAGGAAUAUGUAGUGCGAUCA